Symbiodinium sp. CCMP2592 is the source of this 186-nucleotide messenger RNA. Lineage: Eukaryota; Dinophyceae; Suessiales; Symbiodiniaceae. The record is from the annotation of a GenBank genome assembly.
AUGGAUCCAGAGGGUCGUGGCGACUGGCAGCUCUUCAAGGUGUUUGACAGCAAGGAAGAGCUCACGGAGAGCGAGAGCGAGGAAGAGUACGAGAUGCGCACGGCGGUGGAGUUGGAUGGGGCGGGCACAAGGGAGGUACUGCUACUUGUCCGAAGGAAUAACCUGACAACUUCUGCUAAAAAUUGA